GUUGUAUUUAGAUUGGUCGGUUAUGGAUUUUUUAAUAAUAAUUUAAACGAUUUUGAUUGGUUAAGAGCUGGAACACUGCUGGAACCAACAUCCUUACAUGCAAUUAUGAAUUUGUUUGGUUAUAAAUUUAAUAUUAAAACUCCUAUCAAUGUCGAUGGUGAUGAUGUUACUUAUAACCCUACGUCCGCUUCUGACCAAAUAAUUUUAACUGCGGAAAGCUUUAAUGAGUUUAAUUUAGGCAGCCUUGUUGACGAUGGCACCCUUAUUUACGACCUUAGACCAACCCCUAUCAUAGCAAACUGUAAUGGUAACGAUCUUGGACCAGGUUUAUUUUCUGUUGAUUAUGGCCCUAUUUCUGGUCUAUUGAAUUGCAAUGAUAGAUUAGAUGAUGAUUCUUCAUUAAAUUUAUCGUCAGUUGUUAAUGAACCUAUUCUUGUCCAAUCAUCCCCAGCCACAGUAGACUACAAUGAUUUUGGAUUAGAAAAUGACUCUUGGCAAAAUUCGUUGCCAGCCAUCAAAAGCAACAUUCUUGAUCGACAAAUUUCAACCCCAGUUUACGAUGUAAUUGCUUCUGGAAAAAACAAAUAUCAAUGCACCUUCUGUUCUCCACGUUGGAGAGCCGCCCUAACGAAGCACAGAAAAACGAAUAAAUUAAAAGGUGGACAGCCCAAAAUAAAAAGACGGAAAAAUCACGAGAUAUUUG
This is a messenger RNA of Dentiscutata erythropus, 703 nucleotides long. The record is from the annotation of a GenBank genome assembly. Lineage: Eukaryota; Fungi; Glomeromycota; Glomeromycetes; Diversisporales; Gigasporaceae.